CUCGGUCCGGAAUUUCGUUGGGGUUGACUUGUAAGACUUGUUUUGAUCCUGCAUGAUGUUGCGUUCACCUGUCGGAAUGCUCCGUGGCGUGGUGAUUAAUAACUGCAGGGCGAGCGCCGCUCCUGCAACUCUCGUAGGUGUCGAGAUCAUUUUCAGAGGCUUUCUCAGACACUCGUUCGAAAAGGACCAGUGUUCAUCCACUUUCCCGAUUUGAAGUUGCUUGACAGGGGGGUCGAGAAGGAACGCGUCAGAUGCAGGGCAAGCCUCGUUUUUUGCUAUUUUUUAAUUUUUUUUUAUUUUAGUUCCUCCUCAGUGAGGCAUCGGUAAACGUGUGCACAUAGAAAUACUGUCGAUGCUUUUGUUGAUAACAGACAGCCGUUCGGACCGUUUCAACGAAGGCUCGUCAAGGUUUCCUGGCGACGUGUCAUCAAUUGUCCUCACUUCCGUGUCAAGGUUUUAAUUGAAUUGUUGCAGCCUUGCCAAGAUGGAUGAAGGAAGUCCCGCGCUUCUUAUCCUCGCUCUUCGGUUUUACGAAGGCCGACCUUACCGGUAGAACAAUCGCUAACCCCGCAGGCAUGAUUUAGGCCGUCUCUUUCGGGACACUAACACCCGUCGGCAACCUCGUGGUCGACCCCCUAUGAACACAUGAGAGGGAAGGAACACAGACAAACCAUGAAAAAGAUAUACAUUGGCAAAACCGCCUCAAAAGUCCCCCGAAACGGCGGCAAACAUCUGAAAAAGAGCUCAUUGCUGGAGCAGAAAGAAGACCUGCGGAAGCGACUUUCCUACACCACGCACAAGCUGGAGCUGCUGCAGAGCGAGUUUGACGCCACCCGCCAGUACCUGGAGACCGAGCUGCGCCGCGCUCAGGAAGAGCUGGAUAAGUUUACCGAUAAGCUGCGCAGGAUUCAAAGCAGCUACUCGGCACUGCAGAGGAUCAACCAAGAUCUAGAAGAGAAGAUUCACCGAGAUUCGCAGCACCAUGACGACGAAAAGCGGGCGCUGAGCAGAGAGAUCAUCGUCCUCAACAACCAUCUGAUGGAGGCCAAGCUCACCAUCGACAAGCUCCAAGAGGACAAUGACGUCUACAGGAAGGAUUGCAACCUGGCCGCUCAGCUUCUCCAAUGCAACAAAUCACUUUACAGGGCCCAACUCUCCGAGCUACCUACUGACUUUCAGGAGCGACUGACUAUGCACAUGGAAGAGCCUCCGGUCUGCCGCACAUACUCGGACUCCGUGCCGGCCUCGCUCAUCGGGCAGGUGCUCGAGAAGCCCGAGGAGGCGUGCAGCAGCAGCCAAGCCUCGCGCUCCGCCAGCCCUCAUACGCCGGACCACGCUUUCGUUCUGGAAACGUUGGCUCAAGGUGGGGAGCGCCUGGGUCUGCGCGCGGCUUACAAGUCCGACUUGUACAGCAGCGACACGGCCCUUUACUGCCCCGACGACCGGCACCGGGAGCGCAGGCCCAGCAUGGACCUUCACGGUCAGAGGAAGCUCCUCUACGAGCCGCAGAAUUCCACCGACAGCAACCCGGAGGAUUGCCCCGUGGGCUUGAGACCCUCUUUUACCCAGGAGCGCUUUGCCGAAUUCCCCCCCUUGGGGGUGGGCUCCAGCUCCUACUCCAGCUUCAGCGGAGGGGGCUCAGAAGACAAAGCCAACGGCCCGCCGAGCAGCGCCGCUUCCUCCCCGCGCCAACACACCCUCUACAUGGAUUGGAGGGAUGCCGGGGACUACGAGAGGAAGAGCGACUCGUCCUGGGACAGGGAUAGUCCCAGAGGGUUCGGGAACAAUCAUCCCUUCCAGCAGAUGGAGAUGAUCCAUCAGCAGAACAGCAGCUCGCCCGUGUACAGCCGCACCAUGUCCUCCUGUUUCAGCGAGCCCUACGAGCCCCUGCCUCAAUCGUCUUCCCCGAGCGUCGCCUACGGUGACAGUCGCCGAGGAAGCGCCCUGGCCCCCGAGGAGGAGGAGGAAGAGGAGCUGAUCGGAAGAUGGCGGCAGCUCAGCGCCGAAGACUUGAGCUCGCACUCUUACCGCAGUCCCGGCCGCGCUUCGCCGUACAGCUUCUCCGAGCAGCACUUCUCCGUGAGGCCGGCCAAGAUACGUCUGGGCCCGCUUUACAGCAGCUUCCAGGAAGGGGCCGACUACUACGAGCACCAGGGAGCCGGCGGCAUGCAGGAUCCGGCGUGGGCGGCCGCGAGUCCGGAGUGCAGCCCGGUGCUCCGCCAGGCUCACAGCCAAGCCCGCUUGUACGAGGACAGCCAAGGCUCCGAGCACAGCCUCUACCACUCGGGCGGCUCCAAAGACCAAGAGUCCAAUGAGGCAUCCGGAGGCCAAAGUGCCGAUUACGGGGAGCAAAGUCCCAACAGCUCCACCGAAUCCCUCAACCGCCGGUCCAUGGAGAUGGCGGCGGAACUUCAGCACUACCAGGCGGAGAUGCACAACCUGUCCGCCCAGGUGAGCCCGUCGUCUCCGCCAACGGUCCCACCGCCUCCGCCGCCGUACCACCAAAAAUUUGCCUCUCUGGGACUUUCCCGGAAAGACAGCCUAACCAAGGCACAGUUGUACGGAACACUCCUCAACUGACGGACCAUGAGGGGAAAAACGGGAAUAGAAGCCACAGAAGUGUAUGUGUUGUGAACGUGACUGGUGAUGACUGGAAAGUGAGAGGCCUCUCUACAUCGUAAGAAUGUGUGUAGCGGUACCUUGACUUACAGGAUUAAAAAGGAAAAUUCAGUCGAUUUUUCACAUUGCGAGCCAAAAUUUAAAUAGCAUCCAGCUUCACAUAUGACAUUCUCUUUCCUUAUGUCUUGAAUUUUUAAAUAUUGCACUACAUUUUUUUUAAUUAAAAACACAACAUAGGCGUUUUUUUUUUUGCGCCGCUGGAAUGUCAUUUCAAUGGUGGUCACUGAAUUAAUCAAACCUGUAAAUCAAGGUAACACUGUAUUUAUUCUAUAUUUAUUGAGUAGAAAAUGACAGAUAUUUUUUUGUAUGUAGCUAUUCAAAUGACAAUUUUAGUCAACCUGAAACUUGUACAUACACAAAGUAAAAAAGCGGCCAAUACUAUCUAUUAAAACAAACGCACCCUUAACUUGACGCCUGUAUAAACAGCAUAGGCCUUGUGUACCAGUCACAGUUAAGAGUGACAAAUUAGCCCCAUUUUUUUUCCUUUGAUUGAAUUUGACAGUCUCGGUUGGUGUUUUAUAUUGUUAUUGCUGGAAUGUUUUGACACGUGAACAUCUGUCCUGAGUUUGUUUUAGUUCUUCUCUUAAUAUAAGGACACAAAAUUCCUGCAACUGCCAAGCACCCACUUUCGACCUCUGAUUCGGACACCGUCAUCAAGACUAUAUAACCUUUGUUCCUUUUAUUAACCAUGCAUGAUUAGAUAUUUUCAGUUGUUUUGUUGGAUCAAUAAAAGCACAAAGUAUGCA
Hippocampus zosterae (dwarf seahorse) is the source of this 3425-nucleotide messenger RNA. RefSeq lists its product as uncharacterized. The record is from RefSeq and is a predicted model, not a curated record. Bases 646 to 2580 code for a protein of 644 amino acids. The transcript has 7 exons. Gene Ontology annotation, cellular component: synapse. NCBI's taxonomy places the organism in Eukaryota, Metazoa, Chordata, Actinopteri, Syngnathiformes, Syngnathidae.